This is a messenger RNA of Aspergillus affinis, 1425 nucleotides long. RefSeq lists its product as uncharacterized. The transcript has a single exon. The record is from RefSeq and is a predicted model, not a curated record. Bases 1 to 1425 code for a protein of 474 amino acids. Lineage: Eukaryota; Fungi; Ascomycota; Eurotiomycetes; Eurotiales; Aspergillaceae.
AUGGCCACUAACGAGAGUUUGCCCUUGUUUGUGGCACAGGAAACGCUCUGCACCUAUCCCAUCAGCACCGUGUACAACAGCUGUCCCCGAUAUCUGUAUUAUGCGCUUCUCUUCGUCUCCUGCGCGACGCGGUGGCGGGGAUGGCUGGCGGACGUCUUUCUAGGGACGGCAGCGACGUAUGCCGGAACGGCGGCCAUCCAGGCUUUCAUCUUGGUGGCUAGUCGCAAGCGUGUCCCCGAGGCGACGACAAUCUCGAUUCCCUCCGUGUCGAAUAGCACGCCUCUGAUCGACUAUUUCCCAUCGAUAGUGACGAACCAGACGUGGUUGCCCCUUCGUCCAUCCACCCAGGACCUGGACGGUGACGCGGUGCUGGCCAUCGUGGUGACGGGGUAUCUGGUCUUUCUACCCCUGCAGUGCUGGUCUCGCAGUCUGCAAUACAAGCGCUCCAAGUACGUGGUGAUCUUUCUGUGGAACCUGAUGAUGCUGGCGGGCACCAUCUGCGCCCUCGUCUACUGGCCGACCCUGGAGAGAACGCCCAAGCAGUACAUGUUCUGCAAUCCAUUGUUCCCGCCGGCCGACAUGAUCUCCAGCGAUGGCUGGCAACCCAAGCUAUGGGCAUCUACGUGGAACGAAACCGUCUGGAGCCUGUUCAGAAACGAUUCACUCCUGCAAGAACUAGAGAGUGUCUGCUUUUAUCCGUGCUUCAACACCACCCAGGUCCUGCGAAAAGCGACCGCUCUCCAGGCCAGCGUGGCCGUGGACGGGCUGAGUGACACGUCGCAGCGCGGUCUUUGGAACAAGGUCACCUACUCGAAGAGCUACAUCUAUGCCCUGAUCGCGAUCUCGGUAGGCCUCAACUUUGCCCUGAUGACCUUUCAAUUCCUCGCCUAUCCAUCGCGAAUCCCGUCGCUUCACAUGUCCGUAAUCUGGAAGGAAAGGAAAUCCAUAUACUCGGGUAUCAAGCAAGAUCUUCGACAGUCGCUGAUCGAAGUCCGACGGAUGUUGGCACAAACGGACUCCCAGUUCUGUCUCGCGAAAGCCCUACGCGUAUACCGACUGUUCAGCCCGCAUUCCUUACGACGUUGGAUAUUCCCAAUUAUUGAUAUCGUCUAUCUGAUCGCUUUCGGACUGAGCGUCGUGGCCAGCCCUUUCACGGCGAUCGCAUUCGUGGUCUGGAUCGAAUGGUAUAUCCGCAACGACGGACCACCGCAAGAGAAUAUCCAGCAGGUCGGCCAGUGGUCGCCUCUCGUGGCCUUUGGUCUGGUUCUGAUUUCGGCGGGGAUUCUACGCUUGCGAUAUCAAGUUGCCUCGACCGAUGAAUUGGACCACGAAAUUACCAAGACGCGAUCAAAGCUGGAGAAGUUAGAGGGCUUGAAACGAGUGCAAUCGGCCAAGUUUCCACCAACAUCGAACCUGGCAGUGUAA